CGCGGAAGUCAGGUAGACGCGCCGGGCGCCUCGCAGCCACACUCGGUACCCGCACCCCGACCGCCCGCCCUGCUGGCCCGGGACGUAGUGUGGCCAUCAGCAUGCAGGGGGAAGAGAGCCUCCAGUUCCUGGGGGGGACCGAAGGGGACAGCUUCCCACUGGUAGAGAUCAAUACUUGUGAGACUGAGGCCUCUGAGCAGUGGGAUUAUGUGCUUGUGGCCGAUCAGCGCACCCAGAGAAACCCCAGGCAGGCCCAACAGCAGCAGUGGUUCUUGGAGGAGCUCAGCAGAAAGGGCUUCCAUCACAAGAAGUUGCAGGACAAGGAGAAGAUAUUCUUCGGGAUCCGAGCCGACAGCAGGAUCUUCAACCUGUACCGCACGCUCCUCCUGGAGCCUGAGAAUCCUGCCCCCGGAAUGGAGCCAGCCACACUGACCCCCAUCCCAGCCACCACCAGAAUCCGAAUCGUCAACUUCAUCCUGAACAGCAAAAUGGCAGCCAGCGACACCUUUGAUGAUUUGGUGAAGGACGGGGUCUUUGAGACCAGGUUCCCACUACAUAAGAGGGAGGAGGACCUGAUAAAGAAAUGGGCCCAGUGGAGAAACAUGUUCCACAAGCAGCCGAUUGAUGAAAUCAGGGACUACUUCGGUGAGAAAGUGGCGCUGUACUUCGCCUGGCUUGGCUGGUACACCUACAUGCUGGUGCCUGCCGCAGUGGUAGGCGUCCUCAUCUUCCUGAGUGGCUUCGCCCUGUUCGACACCAGCCAGAUCAGCAAGGAGAUCUGCGAGGCCCACGACAUCUUCAUGUGCCCUCGUGGCGACCACAGCCGCAAGUACCACCGGCUCUCAGACACCUGCACCUUUGCCAAGCUCACCCACCUCUUCGACAACGACGGCACGGUGCUGUUUGCCAUCUUCAUGGCUGUGUGGGCCACGGUGUUCCUGGAGAUCUGGAAGCGGCAGCGCGCCCGUGUGGUCCUGCACUGGGACCUGUAUGGGUGGGACGAGGACCAGGAGGAAAUGGCGCUCCAGCUGAUUAACUGCCCCGACUACAUGCUCCAGCCGUACCAGCACUCCUACCUGCGAAGCACCGCCAUCCUCGUCCUGUCUCUGCUCAUGAUCUGCUUCCUGAUCGGAAUGGCCCACGUCCUGGUGGUCUACCGCGUGCUGGUCACCGCCCUCUUCAGCAACUUGCCCAUCCUUGGGGAGCAGGUGACCACGGCCGUGGUGGUGACUGGAGCCCUGGUGCACUACGUGACCAUCCUCAUCAUGACCAAGGUCAACAAGUGGGUGGCACUGAAGCUCUGCAACUUUGAGAAGCCCAGGACCUUCUUGGAGCGAGAGAGGAAGUUUACCAUCAAGUUCUUCACCCUGCAAUUCUUCGUGCACUUCUCCUCUCUCAUCUACAUUGCCUUCAUCCUGGGCAGGAUCAACGGUCACCCUGGGAAGUCCGUGCGCCUGGCGGGGUUGUGGAAGCUGGAGGAGUGCCAUCUCAGUGGCUGCAUGAUGGACCUCUUCGUGCAGAUGGCCAUCAUCAUGGGUCUGAAACAGACGCUCAGCAACUGCGUGGAGUACCUGCGCCCGUGGCUGGCCCACAAGUGUCGCUUGAGGCAGGGCCACAUGUCCCAGGACCCCGAGCUGAAGGACUGGCAGCGCAACUACCACCUGAACUCGGUCAACAUCUUCAGCCUGUUCGACGAGUUCAUGGAGAUGAUGAUCCAGUAUGGCUUCACCACCAUCUUCGUGGCCGCCUUCCCACUGGCUCCGCUGCUCUCGCUCUUAAGCAACCUCGUGGAGAUCCGCCUGGAUGCCAUCAAGAUGGUCAGGCUGCAGAAGCGCCUGGUGCCCCGCAAGGCCAAAGACAUCGGGACCUGGCUGAAGGUGUUGGAGACCAUCGGCGUGCUGGCAGUCAUUGCCAAUGGGAUGGUCAUCGCCUUCACGUCUGAGUUCAUCCCCCGAAUGGUGUACAAGUACCGCUACGGCCCCUGCCGAUGGGGGCCCCGCCCUGAAGUCGACUGUCUCACAGGCUAUGUCAACCACAGCCUGUCCUUGUUCUACACCAAGGACUUCCAGGACCCCGAUGGGACAGAGGACCCGGCGGACGUGACCGAGUGCAGGUACAGGGACUAUCGCAACGCUGGGGACUACAACUUCUCCGAGCAGUUCUGGGUCCUCCUGGCCAUCCGCCUGGCCUUCCUCAUCCUCUUCGAGCACGUGGCCUUGUGCAUCAAGCUCAUCGCUGCCUGGCUGGUGCCUGACGUGCCCCAGAUGGUGAAGAACAAGGUUCUGGAUGAGAAGUACCAGAGGCUCCUGGAGAAGCUGAGAUCCAGUCCCAGGAGCACAGAUGUGUAGGGGACCCCGAGCUGGUCAAGAGUUGCUGGUGCCCAGGAGCCAAGGCUCAGAGCCGCCACCACCGCUUCCUACGCCUACUGUGUAGGCCUGGGGGGCAGAAAGAAGGCCUGUGUGUGUGUGUGGGUGUAUACGUGGGGUGCCCGGAGGCCCCUACACACGUGGGUCCGUGUAUGUCUGUGGCUCAGGGCGUCUCAGGAGCACUGAUGGUGGCUGUUCUGUCCGUUAGAGCUCAGGCUCGGCACAGCCCUGACUUGAACUCUUGAGUGACCCCUGCCACCCAUGGAACUGACAGUGGAGUCUUCUCAUGCGGUCACAACGCAUGAAAACCCAGCCCAUUUCCUGACCCAGGUCCUGCCCCACCCCCAUUCUGGCUGGUCAGGGGCCCUGACCCCACCUCCCUGGCUCCCCUCAGCCAACAGAACUUUCUAUAAUAAAACAGGAAAAGACUCUUUAUGUUGA
Molecule: messenger RNA, 2807 nt
Organism: Equus quagga
Lineage: Eukaryota; Metazoa; Chordata; Mammalia; Perissodactyla; Equidae
Gene: ANO9
Product: anoctamin 9
Exons: 24
Coding region: 102-2348 (748 amino acids)
Biological process (GO): chloride transmembrane transport
Cellular component (GO): plasma membrane
Molecular function (GO): chloride channel activity
Source: RefSeq, a predicted model, not a curated record